This is a messenger RNA of Mycena indigotica, 3042 nucleotides long. Its product is annotated as Glycoside hydrolase family 35 protein. The transcript is spliced from 21 exons. The coding region runs from base 1 to 3042 and encodes 1013 amino acids. Gene Ontology annotation, biological process: carbohydrate metabolic process. Gene Ontology annotation, molecular function: beta-galactosidase activity. The record is from RefSeq and is a predicted model, not a curated record. Lineage: Eukaryota; Fungi; Basidiomycota; Agaricomycetes; Agaricales; Mycenaceae. Gene Ontology annotation, cellular component: vacuole.
AUGCUUUUCGCUGGUAAGAGACUGGGGGCUCUCGCCCUCCUAGCAGGACUCUUCCCUGCUGUCAUUUCAUCGUCCGCCCCCCCGCUCUCCGACAGAGCCGACCUGCCGCAACCGUUUGUCUCGCGGACUCCUGAAGUUCAAUUCGACAACUUCACUCUGUUCAUCCAUGGGCAACGCCUCUUCCUGCAUGGCGCGGAAAUGCACACCUUCCGGCUUCCAGUGCCGUCUUUAUGGCCGGAUAUCCUGGAGAAAUUCAAGGCAGCUGGGUUGAACAUGGUUUCUGUUUACAUCCACAUGGGUGUAGUCAAUCCUUCCCGUGGCGUCGUUGACUUUGGCGGCUAUCGCGCCCUUCAACCGCUCUUCGAUGCCGCGAAGGCGGCCGGUCUUUGGCUCAUCUUGCGACCUGGUCCCUACAUUAACGCAGAAACCACCGCUGGCGGUAUCGCGCAUUGGGCUACCACAGAAGUUGCUGGAAAUCUUAGGACUGGAGCGGCAGACUGGCAAGCUGCAUGGCAAGAUUAUAUUCAGGGGAUCAUUCGUGAGACGGCCCCCAAUCAAAUCAACCAUGGAGGUCCCGUUAUUGCGGUACAAAUUGACAAUGAAUACUCUCAGAACCCCGAUUCGCAUGCUCGCUAUUUCGAACAGCUCAUCGCCGUGUACCACAAUUCAUCGAUUGUGGUCCCUUUGACGUACAACGAUGCGGGCCCGGGAAGGAACUUCAUCAACGGCACCGGAGCUGUGGAUCUUUAUGGACUCGACUCGUACUUCGUGGGCGCCGACUGCUCCGACCCCAACAACUGGCCGCAAGUGCCGGAUUACUAUCACCGUUACCAUCAAGAAGUCAACCCUUCGCAAGCAUGGUUCUUCCCCGAAUUCCAGGCAGGAAGCUUCGACGGAUGGGGCCCUGGCUCCCCCGGUUACGCGUUAUGCAACCAACUUACAGGCCCAGGCUUGCAAUCGUUGUUCAACAAGAAUGCAUGGGCGAGCAACGGAAAGCUGAUCUCCUACUACAUGGGCUAUGGAGGAACAUCUUGGGGAGCACUUCCCUUCCCUGGAUCUUACACAAGUUAUGACUAUGGCGCGUCUAUCAGCGAGAAUCGGGCUCUCACCUCCAAAUUCGAUGAGCUGAAGCUCCAGGGCUUAUUCAUCCGCAGCUCGCCCGACUUCUACAAGACCAACUGGAUCUCAGACAGUACAACCGGAUUCAGCACAUCCAACUCGGCCGUGUUCGGGACGUUCCUCCAGAACCCAGACAACAAGGCCGCAUUCUACAUCAUGCGCCAACGCGAUACCACUUCCAACGCGGUUGCAACGUUCAAACUCAAUAUCACGACACCCAUUUCCGCUAACAUCCAAGUGCCGCUGGUUGUACCUGCUGUCACGCUUACUGGUCGCGAAUCGAAACUCGUCGUUGCCGGCUCUUCAUUCGGUCAAUCGAGGAUUGACUAUACCACUGCUGAGAUCUUCUUCGGCGGCAGGAUUGGCAACCGUGACAUCCUCUUCUUGUAUGGUGGCUCGACGCAAGCGCAUGAAGUCCGCCUUAAGUUGACCGGACGGGCCAGCAGGGAGCACCUCACCAAUUCCUCGCUCGUCAGCUCCACCCAGAGUGACGGUGGGUCGACGAUCUUUGCUUUCCAAGCGGGGAUCACGGGUCUUCAUACGGUUUACGACUCAACUACACAACUCAUCCUCUUUGGUGACCGCCAGACGGCGAUCACGUUCUUCUCCCCCGUCAUUCCCGGCACUGGUGACUUCGCCACAUACUGGGCCACCGGAAGCAAUAGCACGGUCCUCGUUGGUGGGCCCUACCUCGUCCGCCACGCCUCCAUUUCUGGCUCUACGCUCGCGUUGAAGGGAGAUCUCAACGCAACUGUGCCGCUCACUGUCAUUGCCCCACCUAAUGUUCGCUCUGUCACCUGGAACGGUGCAAGCGUCCAGGUCACCCGUGGUGUCAGCUCCACCGCUGGCGCAUUUACUGGGACGCUUACCCCUCGUGAUGCAAUCAAGCAAGUCACAGUACCGGCCUUGACUGGCUGGAAGUACAAGGACUCGUUACCCGAAAUUGCCCUCGACUAUGAUGACUCGGACUGGAUUGUCGGUGACCACAGAACAACCAACGUCCCCCGCAAGCCAUACUAUGGAGAUGGCCGCAUUCUCUACCACUGCGAUUACGGAUUCUGCGAGAAUACUGUGCUUUGGCGCGGACACUUCAAGGGUCAGGGCCAGACUGCGAUGAACCUGUCGCUUAACGGCGGUGAAGGCUAUGCUGCUAGCGUGUGGCUCAACAACGUUUUCCUCGACACCUCAUGGGGAAACUCCAGCAACCAUCGCCACAAUAUCCAAGAAGCCGAAUUCCACGUCGGAUUCCCUGCCGGGUCUGUGCGCGACGGUGACAACGUCAUCACCAUCGUUUUGGAUAACAUGGGACACGAUGAGGCCAGCAACGAUCCGGACAACUUCAAAGUUGCUCGUGGCGUCCGCGGCUUCAACCUUGAUGUGGGCACUUUUGGCGACUGGAAAGUGCGCGGAAAGGUUGGUGGGUACAAAGGAUUCUUGGACAAGGCCCGAGGUGUUAUGAACGAGGGCGGUCUCUACGGUGAACGCCGAGGAUGGCAUCUACCUGGCUUUGACACUUCGUCCUGGGAGUCCCGCGAGCUCUCCGCUGGUUUGCCGAGCGGGACCGCCGGCGUUGGCUUCUUCGUUACCAAGUUCAAACUCGACAUCCCCGAAGGCAUCGAUGCGCUGCUUUCUUUCAACUUCCGCGAGGGCGAAGGCCAGACGUAUCGUGCGUUUGUGUUCAUCAACGGCUGGCACAUGGCUAAACGUGUUGCGAAUCUUGGGCCUCAAUUGAAGUUCCCCGUUCAUCAAGGUAUUCUCGACUACCACGGCGAGAACACCAUCGCCGUCGCCUUGUGGUCAAUGGACAAGUUCGCCGUCUCACCCAAGCUGCAAAUCGAGAUCGACGCUGUUCUCGAUGGUGGAGUGCCCAACAUCAAAACGACGAACCCGCCGUGGACGCCUGAGGGCCGCGAUGGGAAUUAA